AUGGGUGCUUUCCAGAACUUUGUCGACGGCUUCAAGCCCGAGGUCAGCGACCAUGACUCGGUCAACUCCCCCGCCCACUACGGCGACAAGGACUCCAAGGACUACGAGAGCGGCAACAACGCCCUCGCCGGCUUCAAGGACCCUCAGGCUGGCGACGGUGGCCUGAAGCGCAGGCUCACCGGUCGUCACGUUCAGUUCAUUGCCCUCGGUGGUUCCAUCGGUACCGGUCUCUUCAUCGGUUCCGGUGGUGCUCUCUACAACGGUGGUCCCGGUUUCCUCAUGAUCGACUUUAUCCUCAUUGGUAUCAUGCUUCUCAUGGUUGUCAUGGCUCUCGGUGAGCUCGGUGCCAUCUUCCCCGUCGCCGGUUCCUUCGCUGCCUACUCGACCCGUUUCAUCGACCCCGCCGUUGGUUUCGCCAUGGCUUACAACUACUGGCUCCAAUGGCUCAUUGUCCUUCCCCUCGAACUCGUCGCCGCUUCCAUUGUGAUCACCUACUGGGACCCCACCGAGGUCAUCCCCCGUGGUGUUUGGGUCGCCGUCUUCCUCAUCGUCAUCACCAUCAUCAACCUCUUUGGUGUCCGCGGUUACGGUGAAUUCGAGUUCUUCGGCUCGCUCAUCAAGGUUCUUGCUGUUAUCGGUUUCAUCAUCGCCGGUGUUGUCAUCAAUGUCGGUGGCGGUCCCACCGGCCAGUACUUCGGUACCGAGACCUGGCGCAACCCUGGUGCCUUCAACAACGGCUUCAAGGGUUUCUCGGGCCUCUUCGUCACCGCCGCCUUCGCCUUCGCUGGUACCGAGCUCAUUGGUCUUGCGGCUGCCGAGACUGCCAACGCCCGUAAGGAGAUCCCCAAGGCCGCCAAGCAAAUCUUCAUGCGCGUCACCAUCUUUUACGUCCUCGCCCUCCUCAUCGUCUCGUUCAUCGUCCCUUACACCGACGACCGCCUUGUCUCGGGUACCUCCUCGUACGACGCCAGGGCUUCGCCGUUCGUGAUCGCGUUCAACAUUGCGCAAAUCGGCGUAUUGCCAAGCAUCAUGAACGCCGUUAUCCUCGUGAGCGUGCUCUCCGUAGGAAACUCGGCUGUCUACGCUGCUUCGCGUACGCUCCAGGCCAUGGCUGUCAUCGGCCAGGCCCCCCGCCUCUUUGCCUACGUUGACCGCCAGGGCCGCCCUCUCCCUGGUGUCAUCCUUUCGCUCAUCUUCGGUCUGCUCGGCUUCCUCAUCUACGCCAGCGAAACUGCUCGUGGAACCGUGUUCAACUGGCUGCUGGCCAUCUCGGGUCUCUCGACCAUCAUCAGCUGGCUUUGCAUCUGCAUUGCUCACGCCCGUUUCCGACUGGCAUGGCACCGUGCCGGCCACACGCUCGAAGAGCUUCCCUGGAAGUCGCCCUUCGGCAUCUACGGCUCCAUCUUCGGCGCUGUCUUCAACGUGCUCGUCAUCUGCUUCACCUUCUACGUCUCGGCCUUCCCCAUCGGCGAGGGUGACAUGUCCAAGAACGACCGUGUCAUUGCCUUCUUCCAGGGCUUCGUCUCGGUGCCCAUCGUCGUCUUUGUCUUCUACAUCCCCUUCAAGAUCAUCAAGCGCACCAAGCUGGUUAGCAUCGACGACAUUGACGUCUCCACCGGCCGCAAGGACCCCGUCCCCGUCGAGGUCCUCCGCCGCGAGCGCGAGGAGGAGGCCGCCAAGCCCAUCUACAAGAAGAUCUUCAACUUCUUCUUCUAG
This is a messenger RNA of Kalmanozyma brasiliensis GHG001, 1716 nucleotides long. RefSeq names its product Amino acid permease/ SLC12A domain protein. The coding region runs from base 1 to 1716 and encodes 571 amino acids. Gene Ontology annotation, molecular function: amino acid transmembrane transporter activity. The transcript has a single exon. Gene Ontology annotation, cellular component: membrane. Lineage: Eukaryota; Fungi; Basidiomycota; Ustilaginomycetes; Ustilaginales. Gene Ontology annotation, biological process: amino acid transmembrane transport. The record is from RefSeq and is a predicted model, not a curated record.